AUGGCGGAACAGAAGCUCUGCGGAGGUGCCCCGGCGCGAGCCCCGUGCUGCCGCCGCCGCCCUCGGCGUCGCUGCUUACCGUCCGCGGCGCCAGCAGCGGCGCACCUGCCCCUGCUACUAGCACUGCUCCUUCCGUCCGUGCUCCUGCCGCCCAACCAGCUGCAGCGCGCCACGGCACAGUUUCCUGGCUUCGGCGAUCCUCUGCUGCUGUCGUGCAACGCGGCCGGCAUGAUGUGUGCCACGAGCGGCUACAAGUGCUACUCCUACAACUCCUCCUCCGUCCACAACUGUUCCUGCGAUUCCACCCCCCCUGCGUGCACCAAAUGGAAUGCUCCGGUGCCCCGGUCGUGCACGGACCCGACAACCAUUCCUUGUGUGCCCGGCGUCUGCCUCGUCACUGGCGUCUCCUUCCAAGGCUGCUCCUGCCCCAAGGGAUUCUUCCAAACCGCCACCCCUGCUGGCUCCCCUUACUGCGCUCCCGUGGCAAGCGGCACACAGAGAGUGGGGUUUAGUGUGCUUGCUCCCGCCCUGGGGUGCUCUCACAGCGCUUGCGCUCCCGUCUUGCCAGUUGAAGCGGCCAAGGCAGAUAUGCAGUCCCGUUAG
This is a messenger RNA of Closterium sp. NIES-65, 603 nucleotides long. Lineage: Eukaryota; Viridiplantae; Streptophyta; Zygnematophyceae; Desmidiales; Closteriaceae. The record is from the annotation of a GenBank genome assembly.